Kluyveromyces marxianus DMKU3-1042 is the source of this 2544-nucleotide messenger RNA. RefSeq names its product transcription activator GCR1-like domain-containing protein. NCBI's taxonomy places the organism in Eukaryota, Fungi, Ascomycota, Saccharomycetes, Saccharomycetales, Saccharomycetaceae. Bases 1 to 2544 code for a protein of 847 amino acids. The transcript has a single exon. The record is from RefSeq and is a predicted model, not a curated record.
AUGAAUCCAACGAGUGCUCGCACAACAGACAGUACUAGUGCACUUAAUACUAGUCUAAACGUGACACAAGCGCUUCAGGAACAUGCGCACAGAGAUAGGGAAGGUAAGGAAGUGGAAUCUGAAGCAGGAGGAGGUGCAGGUGCAGGUGCAGGUUCCGGUUCCAGUUCAAGGGAAGAUGCAGAUAGCGCAGACACAACACAGUCGCACCAUGGGGACGAAACAGUCAGUGGUAAUUCCCUUGGGAACGUUGAGGACGAGGAUGAGGACGGGGAUGUGGACGUGGGCGUCGAUGUUGAUGUCGACAUCGAUGUCGACGAUUACAGUACGGAAGCUAAUGCUUCCGAGGACUCGCUCUCGCAUAAGAAAGAACACAAACAGGAUAAGUUUACGUUGAAUACAGCUGAGGCAGACUGCGUGUUGAUGAACAUGUAUUUCAUCUUGAACGACAUGUUUCUCACGCUGGAUGCGGACAAGAGCAUUGACCAAUUCACAGAUGUGGUCACCAAGAGCUUGGAAAUGUACCGGACGGUGGGCAGAUUGCCCAUUGCGUUGGCCCGGACCAUGGAAAUCACGGACAUGGUGCCACUAGCCACGUUGAAAUCAACGACGCUCCCUUGCAUCCUCCGGUAUUAUAAAUGGUGCAGUGUGCGUUCCCAGGACCCUUUGUUCCCUAACACGUUGGUGACUAGCGAUAAGUGCUAUAGAUUUAUCCAAGAUGAUAUCAGGAUAUGCCAUCACGACUCUUCCACCAUCAAACUCUUGUUGGAGGCCAUCAAGACCCUAUUCGAGUUGCAACAGAAAGUUCUAGAAUACGCAGAGAUCAUUGGAUCGGACUCCAUUUCCGUGUUCCAUUGGGACAACAUCGAUUUUGAACAGAUCAGCAAGGCCAUCUUCAGUCCGGAGGCAGAAGCGUUCCGUGCCUCUAAGCAGCGUAACAGCACCUCGUCUUUGACUGGCAUGCAUUUCCAAAACACACUUAGAGUAUCGGAAUCCGUUCGUCGCGAUAGCGAGAUCAGCAUUAGUGACGGUAGCAGUGCUGCUGCUGCUGCUUCCGUCGCCGCAGAAACUUCCUCUGCUCGUGCCGGUACCGAUGGUCACAAUCGUAGAAGCAACACAAAUAGAGAUUACACAGACCAUGAUAACGGUAACGGUAUUGGCAACAAUGGCGGACGGAACAACAGUACUGGAAACAAUACUAAUAGAAAUACUAAUAAUAACAAUAGCAAUAACAACAGUGACGGCAACAACGAUGGCAACACUAGUAAUACUAACGCCAAUAACAGCAACAGCGUUAAUAACAAUAAUGUCAAUGGUAGUGGUAAUGGCCAGGGAUCAAGGACGCAACGUGUCACCUCUCAACAGGAUACUCUAAUUAUCCAACAGACGCAUUUCGAGGAUAGCACAAAUGAAAACUACGAUUCUCCCUCCCAGUACUUCAUGUCACCAGAAUCACUUUCCUUGCACCAGAAGGUACAAGAUUUGAGUAACGAAAAUCAACAGUUAAAAGAACAGGUCACCUGCUUGACGCAAAAUAUUCAGUACCUUUUGGAUAAUCCUGACAUUAUGAAGAAGAACGACCAACUCCGUGACACAAAACUUAUGCCAAAAGAUCUACAGUCGUCGUCACAUUUUAAAAACCAAGAUCAAGUUCUCGCUGCCUCCAUUAGCAAGUUCAUGCCAACUUCUGCGGUAGAAAAUCAGAUCGACCAAUUGCUUGACAACAAUAUACCUUACCCUUUCACCUUUAACCCACAGUCUUUCACAAGGAACCAACUUUCGCCAGGAAUAAACCACACGGAAUUGGAUAAUUCCAAAAGGAACUUUAACAAUCUUGGCCACUUUAAUAAACACCAACAUCAAUCCAUGUCUAAUACCGCAACUACGUUAGACCCAUUGUCUUUGGUGGGUGAAUUGCCAUCGCAGUCACCGGACUUGGACCUUGAUUUCCAGCGCAUUCACGAACACCCGUCGUCGCAUCAUCAACAUGCAUCCAAGCAACAGGACACACAUGGCAAUCUUGCACACCAUUUGCCAACGCAAAGUCAUUCGGAGAAAAAACGUAGCAUAUCAAAGAGAGGCAAAACAGUGUUGAUGAAAGAUAUGGGCACUUCGUCUGUUUCUAAGGGUCAACAGUUUAAGCCACCAGUAGGACCUAAUGGCAAAACUUAUCUUGUAACUCCAGAAGGGUAUUUGAACAUUGAUAUGAAAAAUGACUUGGAUUCAGUUUAUUCGAUUUACAAUGAGUUCAUUCAGUCUUUGAAGCCCCAGAUCAACGCGUUUGUUGAAGAUUACGGUCGGUCAAGGUUGGCUCGGUUCCAUAAAAAGAGAACUUUUCAGAAGCGUAAAGCUUUCUGUUCCUUUGUCGAAACUAUUUCUGCAUCUUCAAACUUACCUCCCGAAAAAGUUCUGGACUUCGUUGACGAAAUAAGGAUGCAAAACGACCAUUCAGUGGUUUGGGUAUGCAAUAAUUUGAACCAAUUGAAGACAGACCUUGCGAAACAACUUCCGAAUCUCGCUAAAUUUAUUGAUAAUAGUCCGGUCUAG